Trichomycterus rosablanca is the source of this 1154-nucleotide messenger RNA. RefSeq lists its product as uncharacterized. Bases 182 to 820 code for a protein of 212 amino acids. Lineage: Eukaryota; Metazoa; Chordata; Actinopteri; Siluriformes; Trichomycteridae. The transcript has 2 exons. The record is from RefSeq and is a predicted model, not a curated record.
CAUUGGGUAGUGGCAUGAACCCAUUAUAAUGAUAUUACAAUGUAGAAUUUGAUGAUGUCAUAAUUCCCACAAGACUAUACAAGCAGCACUGCAGGUGGAUUUUGUUCAUUUCACACUUGCUGUCAGCACAGGAACAUUUUCCAAGUUUUCACUACGAGUUCAGUUUAAUCUUUGAUUAAACAUGAGGGAUACCUACACCCUAAAAAAUAUCCAGAAACCAAAGGAACGGCAUUAUCAGCCUUUUUUAUCCACCCAGAGGCUGAACAGCCUUCCAAAGAUACUGGAGGAGAACAGGAGCAAAGGAAUGUCUGCACCUACAUGCUCUUUUCUGCUUAAUGCAAAGAAAAGUCGCCUAAAUGAUGCAAGCCAGACUCCUGAAGCCUUUCCAAAGCUGUCUGUGAAUGGAGUCUCUGUCUUGCUCAGUGGCGAAAAGAGAUCAGUGAGGAACAAAAAGGCCCUACCAAUGUCCACAAAGUCCACACUGCCAAGGGUUUCAGGUUCUGUUCAUAACACAGCACCAGCACCAGAGAUUUCUGAAUUAGAAAUCAAAAACGAACAAGAGCAGCCGUCAGCUGUUAAUAUGAAGAGAGGAAAAUACAUAAAGGCCUCAGUGAAACUUCCUCAGGUUCUUCAAACAUCUCUAUCAUCUCGUGGGCCUCUCAUAGUGGAGAGCUUGUCCUUUACCCCCAGACCUUCGGUGAGUCAGCGUCCACAAGGCUGCACCAGACUAGGCUCUGAGAGGGAUGCAGACAUGACUAUUAGAGGCUUCAUACAGCGAUUCAAUAGAAGAGUCCUGACAUGUACUGCUCAAAUACUGUAGCCACUUUAAAGGAUACAUUUUAAAGACAUGGAUUUAUUACAGAUAUGGCACUAUGUUUCUGUAGCAGUUGUGACAUGGUGUGACACACUUGUGUGCAUCAAGAAAUUAAGUUUAAAAUACCUACAUAUACCUUGUGCAGAGUAAGACUUACACCUAAUGUCAGCUUUUUGUGCAAAACCCUUACAAAAGGUACACAGGAAUUCAUUGUUCAACUCUGCUGAUCCACCAUUGUUAUCUUAAAACAAAUUGUAACUUUUCAUGCUUCAUGCAACACCAUUUAGGACUAUAUUUGCUAUAACUGCUGUUCUUUUUUUCUCCAUUCAUGUCUUUGUAA